Rhodofomes roseus is the source of this 1272-nucleotide messenger RNA. RefSeq names its product GMC oxidoreductase-domain-containing protein. The transcript has 5 exons. Bases 1 to 1272 code for a protein of 423 amino acids. Gene Ontology annotation, molecular function: oxidoreductase activity, acting on CH-OH group of donors; flavin adenine dinucleotide binding. NCBI's taxonomy places the organism in Eukaryota, Fungi, Basidiomycota, Agaricomycetes, Polyporales, Fomitopsidaceae. The record is from RefSeq and is a predicted model, not a curated record.
AUGUGGCCGUUCACCAGCAGUUACCCGCAAAAGUCAUUGCACGCGUUGAGAGCCCAAUACGACUUCAUCGUGGCUCCUCGACACUACGCAUCUCUUCUCCAUGCACCAUAUUUCCACCGGCAAGCACAGUAUAGUCUUCGACAGUGUUACGACGAGCGGCUCGGACGCACGUCAUCCUUGAUCACAGGAGUCGGUCUCGGCGGCACGUCGCGAAUCAAUGCCGACAUGUACACUUGCGGAGCCCCAUCUCAAUACAAUGCCUGGCACGAACAGGGCCGCAUAGGCUGGUCAUUUGACGACAUGAAGCCGUACUUCAUGAAAUCGCAGAACUGGACAGGCCCUGUUCCGCGAGAGUUCCACGGGUUGAUCGAGCAUCUUCGUGAAAUGGAUGUCCCGGUCAUCAAGCAUGCUCCAGGAGUAGGAAACCAUCUCCAAGACCAUGUUCUUGUCCAGUCAACCUACAACUUUCCGAUGCCCGAUUCCCUCAUGUCAACUUUCCGGAGUCCUAUCGCACUCGUGCGGGGACUGUACAAGUAUCUUCGAUAUGGCGUUGGGUCGUUCCUAUGCUUCCUGGUCGAAACGGAGAUUUUCAGUCUGUCGAGCGUAAUCGCUCCUGACGGAACACCUAGGGCUCUUUCAGCGGAGCAGUGGGAUCCAUUCGACCCUAGGAACGUUCCAGAUAUAUGCAUAAUGAUUUCGACAACCGGAAAUCCCAAUCGCCCCGAAGCGAACAAAUCCAGGGGAACCAUAGGCAUCGACACCGGUCUCAUGCUCCCGAGUUCUACAGGCCAGCUCUGUCUGCGCUCAAACGACCCACGAGCCAAUCCUGUAUGCGACAUGCGCUAUGCAACUUCGCCAGCGGACCGUCUCGCUCUGCGGGCUGCCCUCCGUGUCUCGGUAGCCAUUGCGAGGCAGUUGCGUGCAGACGGCUACGAAUUGGACAAUGUCAACAAUCCGGACACCUCAAGCGACGCGGCUCUGGAUGGAUACAUCGACAAGAACCACGAGACGAUGUAUCAUUACACAAGCACCUGCCGAAUGGCCCCGGAGACUGACGAACAUCCUGGAGUCGUCGAUGAACUCUGUGUCCACAGUAUACAGAAAUUGCGCAGAGCGGAUGCUAGCGUCUUUCCGAACUGCCCUGCUGCUCAUCCUCAGGCCGUCGUCUACGCGUUUGCAGAGCGAUGUGCCGACUUGAUCCUUCAGGCGGCCGCCUCUUUCGAUGCUUCCGUGGCACAGGCUGCGAGACCUGGAGACAGACAUAGGUGGUAG